Molecule: messenger RNA, 513 nt
Organism: Durusdinium trenchii
Lineage: Eukaryota; Dinophyceae; Suessiales; Symbiodiniaceae
Source: the annotation of a GenBank genome assembly
AUGGAUUCACCCCUUCUGUUGUGGAUGCAUUUUGCACCCGUUUGCGGAACGGCCUCAAGGGCCAGAGAGAUUAGAGUGCAUUGGUCAGAUCCGAGACCACUGCGCAGCAAUGAACUUCCGCGUGGGCUGCCCAGCCUAUCCGGGAAUGACAAGCAACGUGUUCUCAUCGCUAAUGACCUCUUUGAAUACACUUGCAAGCUUUUCAAGAAAGCUGUACAAGCGGGCAUCUUAGCAACAGUUGAGAACCCAAAGAAUUCAUACUUUUGGGUCACAGAAUGGUUCCUGCAACUGAUGAAGACCUGCAGGUUGUUUGUCGCUGACUUCCACGUUUGCAUGCUCGGCGGCACUCGAAACAAGUGGACAUUGUGGCGAAUUUCCAAGAAAUUCAGCAGCUCUGCAUACAGUGUGACAAGUCUCAUGACCACGAGCCCUGGCGCUUCGCCCAAGAUUCGGAAGGAAAGCAAGUCUGGGCCACAAGCCUGGAAUCAGCAUAUCCUAGGAAGAUGUGUAUAG